Molecule: messenger RNA, 1189 nt
Organism: Coffea eugenioides
Lineage: Eukaryota; Viridiplantae; Streptophyta; Magnoliopsida; Gentianales; Rubiaceae
Product: nudix hydrolase 10-like
Exons: 9
Coding region: 117-962 (281 amino acids)
Molecular function (GO): ADP-ribose diphosphatase activity; NAD binding; NADH pyrophosphatase activity
Source: RefSeq, a predicted model, not a curated record
UUCUCCAAUUAGACAAGAUCCUUUUGCUAGUUCCUUCAGCUAUCACUUCAACUCUCAAAUUAACUUGUUUGUUUCUUUCUCCGAAAACAUUGUAGAAGGGGUUGUCCUGAGGUUUAAUGGAGGAGGUGUUUGUUGUAAAUGGUGUGAGAAAGGAUGAGUUGCUUCCUGCAUUUAACGAUGACCAUGGAGGGGUCAUAGUGGAGUUGAAGGAGCCUAUGGACCCCAAUAACUUCCGUUCCAGGCUCAGAGCUUCGCUAUUUCAGUGGAAGCUUCAGGGGAAGAAGGGCGUUUGGAUCAAAAUUCCCAUUGGACUUGUAAAUCUUGUUGAAACUGCAGUUAAGCAGGAAGGAUUUUGGUAUCACCAUGCUGAGCCUGAUUACCUGAUGCUUGUCAAUUGGAUUCCUGUAAUUGAUAGUACUAUCCCAGCAAAUGCUACGCACCGCGUUAGUAUUGGGGCUAUUAUUGUAAAUGAUAAAAGGGAGUUGCUUGUUGUCCAGGAAAAGAAUGGAAAAUUGAAGGGGAAGGGGAUAUGGAAGAUUCCCACAGGAGUCAUUGAACAGGGUGAGGAUAUAUUUGCUGGUGCAAUAAGAGAAGUAAAAGAAGAAACAGGAGUUGACACAGAAUUUGUGGAAUUACUAGCAUUCAGGCAAAUGCACAAGGCACUCUUUGGCAAGUCAGACUUGUUGUUCUUGUGCAUGCUGCGCCCUUUAUCAUAUAAAAUCCAAAAGCAAGAUCUUGAAAUUGAGGCCGCCCAGUGGAUGCCGUUGGAAGAGUAUGCAGCUCAGCCUUUUACUCAGAAACACAGCCUCUACAAGUACAUUAACGACUUGUGUUUAGCAAAAUUAGAUGGAAGCUACGCCGGAUUUACUCCGCGGCCGAUCACAUCCAUCUUCGGUGAUUCAAUAAGCUAUUUGUAUGUGAACAAGCAGGAUCUGAACCGCAGGAUCUUUAGUCUUAACUGAAUCAAUGCCAAAAAUGUUAAGCAGGGGAGGAGAGCUGUGAAUAUUCUGCUGUAACUAUGAUUAUCUGUAAUAAUUUUUUUGAUUUUUGUACGACGACUCACCUCACUGUCUAUGAGGGAUGAUGAAUUAAUAAGGUAAUUAAAGUAUUUGAUUGAGUGCAUGAAUUGCUUGAGCAACUCAUUUAGAGCGUCCAACUUUUGGUACUCAAAUAUACUACAUUCCGUUGA